UGAGUUACGGUGCCGAUCCAAAUAUUAUGGACUGUUGUGACAACACCGCUCUGCACUAUGCUAUUUACAACGGAGAUAUUGGAACAGCUGCGAGACUGCUAGAAUUCAAGGCAAACAUUGAAGCAAUGAACAAGAACAAGAUCACACCACUUUUGCUUGCUCUGAAACAAAACAAAGAGAAGAUGGCAGAGUUCUUAAUCAGCAGAGGAGCAAAUGCAGAAACCUGCGAUUUCCUGGGAAGAAACAGCCUCAUGUAUGCUGUAAGGUGUGGGUCUGAGCACAUCAUCAAGCUGCUUCUUCAAGGAGACAUUGAUACCUUUAAGAAAGAUGCUUUUGGAUGGACGGCUAAACGCUAUGCUAUUGAGAGUAAAAGCAAAGUGUGAGUGUUCC
Acomys russatus (golden spiny mouse) is the source of this 390-nucleotide messenger RNA. Its product is annotated as POTE ankyrin domain family member A-like. Bases 27 to 383 code for a protein of 118 amino acids. The transcript is spliced from 3 exons. Gene Ontology annotation, molecular function: protein binding. The record is from RefSeq and is a predicted model, not a curated record. Lineage: Eukaryota; Metazoa; Chordata; Mammalia; Rodentia; Muridae.